Molecule: messenger RNA, 1303 nt
Organism: Cutaneotrichosporon oleaginosum
Lineage: Eukaryota; Fungi; Basidiomycota; Tremellomycetes; Trichosporonales; Trichosporonaceae
Biological process (GO): biosynthetic process
Cellular component (GO): cytoplasm
Molecular function (GO): transferase activity
Source: RefSeq, a predicted model, not a curated record
CCAACGGCCAACUUGUCUGAUCUCUUUGAUACUCUACACCAUGGCAAACACAGUCACAAAGGGCGUCAUCCUCGUCGGCGGCCCCUCGAAGGGCACGCGCAUGCGUCCGCUGACGCUCGACUGCCCCAAGCCCCUCCUCCCCAUCGGCGGCAAGCCCAUGGUAUGGCACCCCCUCAACGCCCUCGCCCAGGUGCCGGGUCUCACGGACAUUAUCAUGAUCGGCUUUUACGAGGACAGCGUCAUGGCGCCAUUCGUGCGCGAGUCGCAGCGCGAGUUUCCCAACAUCCGCAUCUCGUAUAUGCGCGAGUACCGGUCGCUCGGGACUGCCGGCGGGCUGUACCACUUCCGCGACCUCAUCCUCCGCACGCCCCUCCCGCAACACAUCUUCAUCUGCAACAUCGACAUCUGCAGCUCGUUCCCCUUCACCGAGCUGCUGGCCAAGCACAGCGCGCAUCGCGGCGUCGGCACCAUCCUCGGCGUUAAUGUGCCAAAGGACACGGCGACGCGGUACGGCUGCAUCGUCUCGGACCCCGAGACCAAGCAGAUGCUGCACUACGUCGAGAAGCCCGAGAGCUGGAUCUCGAACACGGUCAACGGCGGCGUGUACUUGUUCGACAAGAGCGUGUUUGACGAGAUCCGCGUUGCGAUGGACAAGAAGACGGAGUGUGCUGCCCACAACCCACUCAUCGAGCUCGACGAAACGCUGCAGCUGGAGCAGGACGUGAUCGCGCCCCUGGCCGGCACAGGCAAGAUGUACGUGUGCGAGACGCGCGACUUCUGGCGCCAAAUCAAGACGGCCGCGAGCGCCGUCACCGCCUCGGGACUGUACUUGAAGCAGUUCCAACGUUCGCGGCCCGAGCUGCUUGCGCGCGCGGGCGGUGCGAUCAUCGAGCCGGUAUACAUCGACGGGAGCGCGCACAUCGACGGGAGCGCCAAGAUCGGGCCGAACGCGACGAUCGGGCCCAACGUCGUCGUGGGCGAGGGCGCGCGCAUCGCCAACGCCAUCGUGCUCGACAACAGCGUGAUCGACAAGCAUGCGGUCGUGCUCAACUCGAUCGUGGGCUCCAACUCGCGGCUGGGGCAGUGGGCGCGCGUCGACGGCGAGCCCGAGCCCGUCAGCGACGUAAAGGGCCAGAUUAGCGUGAGCGUGCUUGCGUCCGACGUGCAUGUUGCGCCCGAGACGCAUAUCCGCUCGUGCAUCGUCCUCCCGAACAAGAACUUGCCGAAGAACGCCUACAACCAGGUGCUUCUCUAGUUUCAUCCGUUUAGAGCGCAUGCAUAUUGUAUAUUGUGCCGGCAUAUC